This is a messenger RNA of Rhodotorula toruloides NP11, 1002 nucleotides long. RefSeq names its product phosphatidylserine decarboxylase. NCBI's taxonomy places the organism in Eukaryota, Fungi, Basidiomycota, Microbotryomycetes, Sporidiobolales, Sporidiobolaceae. The coding region runs from base 1 to 1002 and encodes 333 amino acids. Gene Ontology annotation, molecular function: phosphatidylserine decarboxylase activity. Gene Ontology annotation, biological process: phospholipid biosynthetic process. The transcript is spliced from 5 exons. The record is from RefSeq and is a predicted model, not a curated record.
AUGGAUUACCUGCGCCGCCCCGUCGACUCGCUUCUCGAAACCUACCACCUCGUCGAGAAGCGGCAAGUGGGCUGGAUGACGAAGAAUCGCAAGACGGGGGAGAUGAUGCGCGAACAGCAGCCGCUCAUGAAGAAGAUCCAGCUUCUGCUCCUCUUCAACCCGGUCACGGAGUGGAUUGACUUCACCCAUGUCGCCAAGCUCUGGCUGCACAAGAAAACCGUGCAACAGAAGCCGAAGGAGGAGAGCCAGAAGUCGAAGCAGCAGAUCGCCAGUUUCGUGUCCUUCUACAACAUCGACAUGAAGGACUUCGAGCCGAGCGACAUCAACGCGUACCCGACGUUCCAGGACUUUUUCAUCCGCAAGCACAAGCCUGGCACUCGCCCCAUCACCGCGCCCGACGACCCGACCAUCGCCGUCAUCUCUGCCGACUCGCGCGUCGUCACGUACCCCACGGUCACGCUCACGAAGAGUCUGUGGAUCAAGGGAAACGACUUCUCGAUCGCCCAGCUCAUCGAUGACCCCGUUAAGGCCAAGACUUGGGAGGACGGCGCCAUCGCCUCGUACCGUCUCUCGCCGCAGGACUACCACCGCUACCAUUGCCCCGUUGCCGGCACGGUGUCGUGGUGGAAGGAGCUCGACGGAGACUAUUAUGAAGUCGACGCUCUCGCCCUUCAAUCCAGGGUCCCCAUCCUCUCCGCCAACGCCCGUUCGGCCGUCUGCCUCGACUCUCCCGAGUUCGGCCAAGUCCUCUUCGUCGCGAUUGGCGCUGUCGACGUCGGCACCGUCAAGCUCAACUCGAAAGCUAUGACGCCCGGCUCGACGUUCGAGAAGGGCGAAGAGAUCGGCAUCUUCGAGUUUGGCGGAUCGAGCAUCAUCGUUGCGUUCGAGAAACACAGGAUCCAGUUCGACGACGACCUCCUCGACGAGAGCUACAAGCAGAUCAUGGUUGACGUCGAGGUCGGGCAGAGGUUGGGCGUCGCGACCAAGCCGGCGUCGAAGUGA